Messenger RNA from Linepithema humile (Argentine ant), 4202 nucleotides. Its product is annotated as SAP30-binding protein. NCBI's taxonomy places the organism in Eukaryota, Metazoa, Arthropoda, Insecta, Hymenoptera, Formicidae. Gene Ontology annotation, cellular component: nucleus. Gene Ontology annotation, biological process: regulation of DNA-templated transcription. The record is from RefSeq and is a predicted model, not a curated record.
GCCUGUGUACGAUAUUUCCUCUCUCAUGCUAUUUGCUGCUUGCAUCUCAAAUCUGGCGUCACUGGUUUUAUACCUAUUGUAUUAUUCUACCGAACACUUCCGAAAUUGGCCGAACUGUAACGCUGACAUUACGAACGCAAAGUAUCUCGGGAAGAAAUGCGCCGAUGGUGGAGUAAUCUUGAUUUAUUGAGUAUUUAGUUACGAUUGGAUUAAGAAUUAUAGUGUGUAAAGGAACAGAUUUCAACUGAAGGCAGUUAUCGUGGAUGUUGGAAAGUUUGAGGUUCGUACUAAAAGCGAUCAAAGCUCAACACGCCCAUCAGGCCCAAUAAAGCCUCCCUGUCCCCGCGCCUAAAGCCCUCACGUGGCACAAGAGCUGGGCGCUGGGCCAGGCCGCGCUACGCCAGACUGGUGAGUUCCCACACAAAAUAUCGCUUGGUAGCACGGCGGGCACUCAAAGCCAACUAACCAUGUCUGUACAAAGUGUUGCUCUGGCAUCUCUCACGGCCACCUAUACCGACUCGGAGGGCGAGGACGGGGUGGAAGACGAGCGCCUGCAGGAGGAGAAUUCGAUCACUCCCCAGGGGUCUGCCCCGCAUAAUGCCCAAGUCGGUCGUCAGCCCCAGGCCCGAUCUGGCACCAGUCCCAUAUCUGGAGGCCGUUCAGCCUCGCACAGUCCCGCCGUCGGCAAGUCAGCCGGUAGUAGCGACUUGCCGGAAGCGGCUACAAAGGUGCAGCGAUUGGUCUCUUAUUUUGAUGACACGGUAGUCUCCGAUGACGAGGGGGUGGCCGUUGCUGUACUGCCGCUGCCGGCGCCGUCGUCAUCGUCGUCGUCAUUAUUGACGGCGACGAGCGCGACGAUCGCCGCGACAGCCGCGGAACAUCCAGAGGAGAAUGGUCUCCUGGCUGCGGUCGUUACUGGCACUGCCACUGCCACUAUUGCCGCCGCUGCCGCCGUCGCUGCCGUCGCUGUCGGCAGCGCUGAGCGUCGGUCGCCCUCCUCGCGUCCCGGAGAAUUGCUUUCAGAUAAUAGCGGUGAGGCGGCGGAUCUUUACGGUGUGACGAUACCGCCGGAACCGCCAGGCCAAUGUCCCGCCGAACUGCAGGACAAGAUCACAAGGUUAUAUCGAAAAAUGGAAAGUGGGGGUCUGGACAUGAACGUGUUGAUUCAGCAACGCAAGGAGUUCCGGAAUCCCUCCAUUUACGAAAAACUCAUUCAGUUUUGUAGCAUAAAUGAGCUGGGCACCAACUAUCCGCCGGACAGAUUCGACCCGUUCAAAUGGACCAAGGACUCGUACUACGAGGAACUUGCCAUGGUGCAGAAAACGGAAAUGGAAAAACUCGAGAAGGCGCGCAAAGAAAAGACAAAAAUCGAGAUCGUGUCCGGCACCGCGAAGCGACCCAAUAGCUCCGCCACCGGCGCUGAGGAUAUCGAUGCCAAGAAACGGAAAAGUAAGUGGGAUCAAGUGGCGACCGGCAACGUUGCCGCCGCUGCCGCCGUCGCGGCAGCAGCGGCAGCAGCCGCGACAGCCAAGCCCACUGUACUUCUCGCACAACCCACCUUGACGACCCUUACGUCAUCCGUCACCGGCGCCAAACCUACCGUUAUAUCGGCCUUCGGUUCACUGCCGAAGAAAAGAUUGUAACAUAUCGUGUAAAUGCGUGUUAUGUAAAUAAUGUCGAAAUUAAGUACCGUCGUCUUUUACGUUAAACAGCUACAAAACUGUGGAAAGGAAAACGCGGUCCGGGAAACUUAGGUCCUUGGAUGAUUGUGAAAUCUUCUUCUGAAUCAGAAAUUCCGAAUUAAACAGUAGAAUCAAGAAUCUAAUUCUAAGGUCAAUAGCACAUGAAUACAAAGUUGUUCUUGUAUUGUCGUACUAUUAAAAAUUCAAGAUUCUGAAGAUUUACAAAAUUGAUAAAUCUACAAUAGCGGAAAUAUAGGAUCCAAGAUAGCGGAAACAUUGAAGUCUUAUAUUUAAAGAUCCAAGAAUUAAAGCAUGAUUGAAUUACAUAUGCUUAUUGUAGAUAAUGUAAUUAGAAUUGGCAUUAGCUGCAACUAAUGUCCAAAAGUCCAAGGAUCUAGGAAUCGAACAAUUUAUUAAUUUGCGAAAUAAAUAUUGUAAAUAAUAUUAACUAUAAACAUCACUAUUCGUUAAAAAAUGUGAAGCUGCCAAUGGAAGGAACAUAUUUUGGAGAUUUACAUUCUCGAAUUUAUAGAUUUUUGUAUUUUUAAAUCCUUGUAAGCCAAAAUCUGUCUAUAGAUCUUUAAAUUUUGUAUCAAUAUUCUUGUAUUGCGAGAAGCGUAGGAAAUUUAUUUUAAGCUUUAAUUCUUAUAAAGAGAAUAGGAAUUGAAAGAUUAAGAAAAGCAAUAGAGUUAAGAGAAACAUAAUAAUUUAUAAAUUCACGAGUGAGAAUUCAAGGAUCUAAAAACGCAGAAUUAUAACUGAUCAUAGAAUGAAAGAUUAACAAUAGAUUAAAGCGUAAAUACAUUGUAAAUAAUAUCAAUUAUAUACAUCCUUUAUACAAGAGACAUAUGGACAUGCAGAUGAUAUAAUUGGAAAUUCUGUGAAGUUGGAUUCUUGAAUUGUCAAAGCCUUGGAAACUCCUUUUGUAUAGCGUAUUCAUAGAAAAUAUAAAUUAACUUAAAAGAACUAAGAUCUUAAAAAAAUUUAAAUAUCUAAAGACAUAUGUGAAUCCAAAUAUCUCACAUUAAAAAAACUUAGCAAACUAUUGAUUUAUGAGUAUAAAAAUUUCACUAAAAACUUUACAAAUCCAGAAAUCUAAAUAUUUGAAAUUGAAAGAUAAACAUAUUGUGUGCGUGUGUGUAUAAAUACAUUUGGAUUUUAUAGAAUGAAUAAUUUUAGAACUAAGACACGAAAUGUGUAACAAUUUCGAAAUUUAUGUGAAUAAUGAAGUGUAAUUUCAAGAUUCAGAUAUUCAAGAAUUUUGUUCAAAGCUUUAAAAAUUGACUUGUCUACAUCCAUCACGUACAAAAGUUUUAAGAAUUUUAUCUUAUUUUAUUUCACACACACUCGCACAAAUUUUAAGAAUUCAAGGAUUUAAAAAUUCAUUAAGCUAAAAAUUCAAAGACAACAGCAUCCAAAGAUUACAAAAGUCAAGAAUUUAUAACAAAUACGUAAGAAUUCAGAGAUACGGAAAUCGAAUAGAAAAACUCUGUCUUAAUAAUUUAUAUGAAUAAAUACAUUAUAAAUAUAUAUUGUAGAUAAAAUGAAAACGGUCUCCCCAGAAAGAAUGCCACUUAUUGAAUAAUAAUAACUAAUAUAUUUUUCUUACUGUUUUGUUUUUUUCUUUUUAUUUUGUUUUUAAAUAUAUAACAACAAUGAUGUACACUUUGCUACAUCAUAUCUAUAGAAACUGAUUAUAAGGAAAUUAUAGUUUCUCAAGAAUAUUACGAUUGUUACAUUUCGUUUAGAUUUCUUUCUAUGAAUUCUUACUUUUUUUAUACGAUUUUAAAUUCUUGGCUUUGCUUCUACAAUUAUGACUGGUAUAUAUUUUUUACCACACAGUUACGAACGUCUGAAAACCGAAUUUGAUCAUUUUAUUCAGGAUAUUAAUUAUGGAAAUGUUGAAAAAGAUUAUAUUUUCUCCAAAAAAAAAAAAGAAAGAAAGAUGAUACUAUUCCCUUCCUCAUCAAUACUCUUUCCCUAACUAAUAAUAUAUUCUAAUGAAUGGAAUGAUUGAAUUCAGUUUUUGGUGACAUGAAAAUUACAUUGUCUAAGUAUCAUUAUUAGAUUGAUCGAAAAAUUCAUUUCUUUUUUACGUGAUUCUUAGCAGCUCUUACAUGAUCAAUAUUGAUGCAAUACCUUGUAUCUACAAUACAGAUGUAAACAUAUGUCUGCAUAUGAAACGAUCAAUAUGAAAUACGGUGCAGCAAUAUUGAUUAUGUAACGCUCGCUGUACGCUUAUGAAAUAAAAACAAAAAGGAACAGCUGCAGACUUAGCAUGUAAUUGUUAUAUGUAAUUGAUUUGUCUAGUAAGAUGAGAUUUUGAUAGAUAAUUAGAUAUUAAAUUUUUUGGCAUGUGAAACAAGUAAGGUGUCUGUGUAUGUAAAUCGAUGUGAAACAAGCGCUGUAAGUUAGUAACGAUUCAUUUUUUAUAUGAAAAAGUAAUGAAACUUUCACAAAUGACUUUGUAUAUACACGCUCAUGUGUCAAUAGAGUAUGGAAUAUACAAUAUAUAAAUGA